ACACGACCUGCUUUCAACCGUCAUGGAGUCGGACCCAAGCAACCCGCCCGAUCCCGGACCCGGACGCAGGAUAUUCUCCAGGAUAUCUGGUUUCGUGUGGAAGCACGGGACAUUUUACAGACUCCACCUGACUGCUUUUACCCUGAUACCCCUUGUGUUUGCCGGGAUCUUCUACGCCAGUAAUGGACAGUACCGGAUAUCGUUUUUGGACUCGCUUUUUAUGUGCUAUUCUGCUAUGACUGUUACAGGUAGCGUGGAAUUCGUGACUCGCUACUAUCAAUUUAUCUAUGAUCACUGCUUGGCAGCAGGUAAUACUGUAUCUCUUAAUGCUCAUUGGGGACAUCACCGUCGUCUCUUGGGUUUAUCUGCACACAGAUGGUACUUCCAGAACGUCUGCGAAUACGUCGACUACCAGCGGCGCACCUCGCGUCUUCGCAAGACCAUGGUGCGCUCCAGGUCCGCGGUGAAGCAAAACAUCUCGGCGCCGGUCGCGGUGUUCAAGCAAGCUGAUGAGGUGCCCGCGCGCAUGGAGGCGCGCGAUGCCGAGAAGGCCGAAUCGGACCGCGGACACGAUGACGAUGCCGGGGACCGGGCAGUGUCGGACGCACGGACCUUUACGUCCUCGCCGCGGCCCGCCACUAUUUUGUUGCCUCCUGUUGAUUCACCGGGGACGUAUCACUCGUCUAGCCCGCCCACCGGUGUGGGAUUUGGCUAUUCGACCAGCGUCCAGCCGCACAUGGUCCGGCUGGAGACUAUCCGCGAGGGCGUCGUGUUCCCCCGGCGCACGGCGACGAUCUACAGCGCGCACCACGCCGUCGCGCCGGAGAACCGGAAAUUCCAGGGCAGCGGGGGGUUCCCGGGGCCCGUCACGGUGAUGCGCCGGCUGUUCAAGCGCGGCGCGCCGACGGCGUUCCGGAAGUUCGAGCGCACCGUCACGCUGCCGUAUACAUCGACGCUCGAGGCGAAGAAGGUGCCGUGGCUGAGUUUCGACGGGCUGGUCGUCGGGCGCAACUCGGCGUUCCGGACCGAGACGCUGAAUGACGACCAGCUGGAGUCGAUUGGGGGUGUUGAGUACAGGGCGCUGAGGCUGUUGAGCUACCUAAUUCCUUGCUAUUUCGUCGGGACGCAACUGUUCUCGUUCCUCCUCUUCGCGCCGUGGCUGUCAGUGACCCACGGCUACGACUCGGUAUUUACGAAUCAGUACCGCCCGGUCAAAAAGCCCUGGUUCUCUUUGUUUUUGGUCCUUGCGGCAUAUUCCGGGGGCGGGCUGUCUUUGGUCGAUUUGGGAAUGCUGCCGUUUCAGUCUGCGUAUUUGAUGAUCUUUGCGCUAAGUUUCGUGAUCUUGGCUGGAAAUCAUGCUUUGGUGUCCCAUAUUGUGAGGUUCAAUAUGCAUGUAAACCUGAUUCUCUUUCUGACCGUGAUCAUGCGCAGCCUCAGACUCGUGAUUGUGAUCGAGUGGAUCUCGUUUGAGGCGUUGGAUCAUGGCCUCGACUUUUACAAGCAGAUGGGGACAGGCGCGAAGGUCGUUGACGGACUCUUCCAGGGGCUUGCCGCGCGUGCUUCUGGAUUCUCGAUUCGUGUUUUGAAUCUGCGCAUCGACCAGAUUUUUGUGUAUCCUGUUGCGAUGACGAUUCGGUCUACGAAUGUUUAUGAAACGGAGUCGCUGGGUAUAUUCGAGGAGCCACCCGACGAUGCAGACGAAGAGCCCAUGGACCUGGAUAAGCUGCAACCUCGAGAACGGAUCGGGAGGUAUCUGUGGUGGCACAUCGAUCGACAGUUGUCCAUAGAUAUCUGGUGGAUGGUCUGGGGAGUGUUCCUCGUGGCUAUCAUCGAGCGAGACAAUCUUCUAGACGAGAACAAAAAGUGGUUCGAUCUGUUCCGGAUUCUGUUCGAACUCGUGAGCGCGUUUGGUGGGAUUGGCUUGAGCCUUGGAUUUCCUUCGGUCUGCUCUCGUUAUCAAAAUGAUUUUCUGAAGGCUGACCUUUUCGACCGCAUAGGACAACUAUUCGGUGCAGAUGAUCUCGUUUUUUCUGCUGGUUGUCCGCUAAUGAUGUAUGUCGUUUGCAGUUUUCCGGAGCGUGCCGCCCUCUCUCCAAGCUCGUCAUCAUGGUCAUCAUGUGCGGUCCGCGGCCGGCACCGAGGUCUCCCAGUCGGCAUCGAGCGCGCCGUCACUCUGCCGCGCGAGCUGAACACCGACCGCACCAACGCGCCCGACCAGGAUGCGAAUACCAACGGUGCUACUGCUGCGGAACCGGUCGCGGCGUGAUCGCUGUGUUAUGAAAACUUUGCUUUCGCUUCGCAAGUGUAAUAUAUAGCAUUCAUUGAACAUCCAAGCAUUGUUUGUCGUCGUCUCUGGAAUCUUGGUCUGUGGGUGAGUAGAGCGCCGUCUGAAGGGCAGUGGAACUCCGACGCAGGCCGGUACAGAUCCUGUAUGCUCGGAUUCACAUGCUGAUGCGAGAUGCAGCGGGGAUCACUCGGGCCAGAGAUCGGCUGUCUUGUCUACGAGAGAGACCUGUGAUGAUAGAGAUCUACCUGUGACGUCG
Molecule: messenger RNA, 2543 nt
Organism: Mycena citricolor
Lineage: Eukaryota; Fungi; Basidiomycota; Agaricomycetes; Agaricales; Mycenaceae
Source: the annotation of a GenBank genome assembly